Messenger RNA from Paramecium tetraurelia, 2292 nucleotides. RefSeq lists its product as uncharacterized. The transcript has a single exon. NCBI's taxonomy places the organism in Eukaryota, Ciliophora, Oligohymenophorea, Peniculida, Parameciidae. The record is from RefSeq and is a predicted model, not a curated record.
AUGGUACUAAAUUAUUACGAUAUUUUUAUAUUGAUAAAUUUGUAGACAAAUUAUUUUAGACUUUUAAAAAUUUACCAUGAUGUGCAAAUGCAAAAUUAAUAUACAUUGGACGGGAUUAUUUAAGAUGUUUACCAUUAUUCCAAUUAUAUAUUACUAAUUACAAAAUCACAGAGUCUAUUUUUGUUUGAUUUAAACGCUGAACUAUAAAUAUAAUUACCAUUGAUAUUAAAUAAUCUCUUUUUAAAUAUUUACUUAUCAAAUAUCAAUCAUAAGGAUAAGGCUUAAAGAUUUUGCAUCUAUAUCAAUAAAAAUUUGUAUUUUAUUUAGUACUAUGAAAAUUGCAUUAUUUUAGACAAUAAUUCGCUUUAUUAUUUCAAAGUAAAAUAAUUGUAAAUUAUAUAAAUCAGAAAAAUGAAUCAUUAAAAAGAUAGUUAUCAUAUAGUUGCUGUAGAUCUGACCUAGAAUGCUCUCUAAUAGUAUUAUUUUGAUUUAAUAGAAUUAACCCUAUUGGAUAAAUAUGAUUUUUAAAAUUUCAAAUUGAUAAACCCACUCGCUUACUAGGAAGCCUAUGAAUUUAUUACAAUUACUUCCAGUAUGAAUAAUAACACCUAUUUGCAUAUUUUUUAAACUUUAGGAACUUAUCCAUUCAAAUUGAAAUAAACUAUUUAAACUGGUUCACAUCAUACAUUUGUGUCCUUCCAAAAAUUAUACUACUUUGAUAAGAAAAAUCAAAUAUAGGUAUUAGAUAUAAAAUAUCUAUUACUCAAAUUUAAACCUCUACUUACCAAAUGGGACAAUCUUAACUUAGAACAAACCUUAAUUUUUUAUAUCACUCCCGAAUCUAAUAAUGAUACUAAUAUUCAAAUUUCUUUGAACCUUUCUAUUUUUGUUAAUUGCACAAUAUUGAUUCCACUUAUUCGCGAACUCCCCAUUAUUCUGGAAGAGGAUAAUCAAAUAAUGCUAAAUUUAAGUGAUCUUUAUGAAGGACCUAUUUAUAACCUAAAAAUAUAAGACAAUUCAAAUGUACUUUUGGAAGGACCAUUUUUAUAGUCUCCUUGGUAAGAUGAACUAUCGAAAUUCACAUACACUAUUAAGUAAUUAAGUAUUAAGGUUAGUUUAACUACGAUAUAAUUAUACUCUACCAAUAGGUAGAUCUUAUAAAUGUAAGUUUAUGAUGAAUUCAAUAAGUUUAAUGAAAUAUGUGGGUUAAUUUAAUUGGCCUUUUAUAUCAGCAACAAUUAAAUCUUGUUAAUUUACUUUCAUGAAACUAAAACAAUAGCUUCAAUUUUUAGAAUAAAUUAAGAUAAUUUAACAUUAAUAUAGGUCUCAGAUGAAUUUACUAUUAAAAAACUUUAUGAGGCAAAAGAAGUUAAAUAAAUUAAAAAUCUAUUUUUAGAUAGAUAAAAUAUAUUAUUUUAUGUUCAUAAUGAUACUAUCUUAGACUUAUAAAAUAACAAUCUUAUAGGCAAUUUAAUAUUCAUUUAAAAUUCUGAUGAGUUGUAUUUAUAAUUGACAAAAUCAGUUUAUCCUUUUCUUAGAAUUCAAAUAUUUAUAAUCGAAUAGAUGGAAUUAAAAAUUUUUAAUGAGUUAGCAUUUAAUUUGGACAAAAUACAAAAAAAUUUUACUAAAUAUAUAAAGUAGAAUAAUAAUUUUUAUUCUUAUAAAUAAAUUUAUCCCAUAAACGCAACAAUCAAUAAGUAAACUCUUGAUAUCUAAUGCCUUAUGAUACUUUAAGAUUUCUGUAUUCUUCAAUUUAUUCAGGUUCAUUUAGUUAGUGGCGAUUUUAAUUUGAAGUUUUAUAAACUAUUAAGAAUCUCUUAUGACUUUGACUCUACAUUACAUUACAUCGAUGAAAACUUUAUAAUUAUAAAGUAGAAGAAUAGUUGUUUUGUUUAUGACUUUAGAGUUUAAAAAUAAAUUUAUGAUUACACAUUUAUCUUUGAAUGCAACCAGAACACAAUAUGGUAAUAUAAUACUACGCAUUAUUUUAUUUAUUCUUAGAUGAAUAAGAACUUGACACUUGGGCAAAUAGCUUAUAGAAUAAGCAUUUUGGAUGAUAAAAAAUAAAGUGAGACUUGCACUUUAAUAGCAGAGAACAAAAUAUCUAAAGCAGAAAUAACCUUAAAGAUUAAUAAGAUUUCAAAUAAAAUUUCAAUAGAAAAAUUCCCUUAUUUUGGAUUAGUUUUUUUCAUUUUAACAGUAAUAAUUUUGGUUAUCUAUUCUAUUCGGAGAUGUGUAUUAAAAUAAUAAUUAACAUAACACAGGAGAGUAUACUUAUUUUUUGGUUAAUGA